CUCCGCCCCGUCGGCCUGUACUUCCCCCAGCCCCGCCUCGCUCUCCAGCACGCGGGGCUCCCGGCAGCUCGUCCCGCUCUUCCCCUCCCGGUGCUGUUCGCGUGCUCGCCGCAGCUCCGUCCUCCGCGCCGCGCCUGCUUCUCCCACGCCGCGCGACCUCGGGCCUGAGGGAGGCGGGCGCCAUGGCGGCCGAGGCGCUGGCAGCGGAGGCCGUGGCUUCGCGCCUGGAGCGGCAGGAGGAGGACAUCCGCUGGCUGUGGGCGGAGGUCCAGCGUCUAAGAGAUGAGCAGCUGAACGCGCCCGACCGGGGCCCGGACGAGGGGCCGCGCCUCACGCGGGAGGUGGCGCUGCUCCGGGCCGAGAACCGCGACCUGCGCCACCACCUGUACCGCCUGCGACUGUGCCUCGCCGAGGGGCUGAGCCACCAGGCCGAGCUGCCGAGCGCGGCGCGGGCGGCGGCGGCGCAGGAGGGGGCAGGGCGCGCGGCUGCCUCCGCGCAGCCUCCUGCUGCUCAAAGCCAAGAAAAGGACAUUGAAAAGAAGGAGGAAAUUGGGCCUGACAGUGAUGCAAAAGAUCAAUCACACUUCAUGAAGGAAAGAUUGAAGCUUUUUGAAAUAUUAAAGGAAGACCAUCAGCCCUUACUUGCCUUUUAUGAAAAAAAAGGAAAUACAGGCAAUGUGAUCACAGUAAGAGUGGCUGAUGGGAAAACAGUGGAAGGGGAAGUUUGGAAAACAACACCUUAUCAAGUGGCUGCUGAAAUUAGUCAAGAACUGGCUGAAAACACAGUAGUUGCCAAAGUAAAUGGUGAAUUAUGGGACUUGGACCGUCCAUUGGAAGGGGACUCCACCCUAGAGCUGCUUAUGUUUGAUAAUGAGGAAGCUCAAGCUGUGUACUGGCACUCCAGCGCUCACAUUCUUGGGGAGGCCAUGGAGCUGUACUACGGAGGCCACUUGUGCCAUGGUCCACCCAUUGAAAAUGGAUUUUAUUAUGACAUGUUCAUUGAAGACAGAGCUGUGUCCAGCACAGAACUGUUGGCCCUGGAGAGCCUAUGUCAGACUAUCAUCAAAGAGAAGCAACCGUUUGAAAGAUUGGAAGUCAGCAAGGAAGUCCUCCUGGACAUGUUUAAGUGUAACAAAUUCAAAUGCCGCUUCCUGAAUGAGAAGGUUAACACUCCAACUACCACAGUUUACAGGUGUGGUCCACUAAUUGACCUUUGUAAAGGCCCCCACGUAAGACACACUGGAAUAAUUAAAACCAUAAAAAUUUUCAAGAGUUCCUCGACAUAUUGGGAGGGCAAUCCUGAAAUGGAAACACUGCAGAGAAUCUAUGGGAUAUCCUUUCCUGAUAACAAGAUGAUGAAAACUUGGGAAAAGUUCCAAGAAGAAGCCAAGAACUGUGACCACAGGAAAAUCGGGAAGGAACAAGAACUCUUCUUUUUCCAUGAUCUGAGUCCUGGUAGCUGCUUUUUUCUUCCAAGAGGAGCCUUCAUUUAUAAUACACUUGUGGAUUUCAUACGAGUAUGUUAUGUUUAUCUAAUGUUUGCCCAUCGUCCACGGUCUUGGAGAGAAAUGCCUAUCCGAUAUGCUGAUUUUGGAGUUCUUCACAGAAAUGAAUUGUCGGAAACUUUAAGUGGCUUGACCCAAGUUAGGCGCUUCCAGCAGGACGAUGCUCACAUAUUCUGCACAGCAGAGCAGAUUGAAGAAGAAAUAAAGGGGUGUUUGCAGUUUCUGCAAUCUGUUUACUCCACGUUUGGCUUCUCCUUUCAAUUAAAUUUGUCAACCAGGCCUGAAAACUUCCUAGGGGAGAUUGAGAUAUGGGACGCCGCUGAAAAGCAACUGCAGAAUAGCUUGAUAGAAUUUGGAGAACCAUGGAAGAUGAACCCAGGAGAUGGAGCAUUUUAUGGCCCUAAAAUUGAUAUAAAAAUCAAGGAUGCUAUUGGCAGGUACCAUCAAUGCGCUACAAUUCAGCUGGACUUCCAACUGCCUAUUAGAUUUAAUCUUACAUAUGUUAGUACGGAAGGGGAUGAUAAGAAGAGCCCUGUGAUCAUUCACCAAGCCAUUUUAGGGUCAGUGGAAAGAAUGAUAGCCAUUCUCUCGGAGAACUAUCAGGGAAAAUGGCCUUUCUGGCUGUCUCCUCGUCAAGUAAUAGUCAUCCCUGUGGGGCCAACCUGUGAAAAAUAUGCACUUCAGGUAUCCAAGGAAUUUUCUGAAGAAGGAUUCAUGGCCGAUGUUGACUUAGAUCAUAGUUGUACACUAAAUAAGAAAAUACAAAAUGCACAGCUGGCUCAGUAUAAUUUUAUUUUGGUGGUUGAAGAAAAGGAAAAGACAAAUAAUGCUGUAAAUGUUCGAACAAGAGACAACAAAAUUCAUGGAGAGAUUUCAGUAACUUGUGCCAUUGAUAAAUUGAAGAACCUCAAGAAAUCACAUGCACUAAAUGCUGAAGAAGACUUUUGAAAUCCUUCCUUGGACUUGCUUCUGUGUAACCUUAUUUUGACUCUUGAAAAUGCAUUUUUCUUAAUGUUAAUACUUCUGAGAACCUUGGACCCACUGAUGAGCACAUUAAGAAAGGAGACUGAAUGAAUAGCUGAUAUGAACAAAGUUUAAUUCACUAAUGUUUCUUCAGACAAAAAGAGGACAAGCUUGGAAUAUUUUUAAUUUCCCAAAUGCCUUGAGAGACUUAAGUAGGAAAAUGUUACUCAUUGAAAGAGGGAAAUACUAGGAAAUGAAGAUUAUAAGGUAUUGUUAAGAUGUGUGGUUUUCAAAAGAUGGUCUUCAAAUAAAAGUCUGCAAAGUUUUUUUGAA
Messenger RNA from Manis javanica (Malayan pangolin), 2801 nucleotides. The record is from RefSeq and is a predicted model, not a curated record. NCBI's taxonomy places the organism in Eukaryota, Metazoa, Chordata, Mammalia, Pholidota, Manidae.